AAACGUUCGGCCGCUCCUCCUUCGCCACUCAAGUGUUUGCUUUCGCAGGAGCCGGACGAAACCUCAGCCUUCAGUCAAGUCCCGAAUAAGCGCUUGCAGAAAUGGCCCUUAGCAAAGAACAGGGCUUGCUGAUGAACGAUGGCAACAAAAUCCCCGUGCUGGGGUUUGGCACCUAUUCCCCGGAUGCUAUUGAAAAAAGUAAGUGUGGGGAGGCUGCAAAAAUAGCUAUAGAAGUUGGCUUCCGCCAUAUUGAUGGAGCAUAUGUAUACGAGAUUGAGGAGAAAGUUGGACGCGCUGUUCGUGAGAAGAUUGCAGAUGGGACAGUAAAAAGGGAAGACAUUUUCUACACUGGAAAGCUUUGGAGUACCUUCCACCAACCGGAGUUGGUUCGGACAUGCCUAGAAGAAUCGCUGAAGAAGCUGCAGUUUGACUAUAUUGAUCUAUUCCUAAUCCACAACCCUUACUCUCUAAAGCCUGGACCAGAUUUAUUUCCCAUGGGAGAAGAUAAAAAAAUGAUUUUUGACAAUGUCGAUCUUCGUAAAACAUGGGAGGCAAUGGAGGCAUGCAAAGAUGCUGGCUUGGUGAAGUCUAUUGGAGUGUCCAACUUCAACCGGAAGCUGCUGGAAAUGAUCCUGAACAAGCCAGGACUGAAAUACAAGCCUGUUGUAAACCAGAUUGAAUGCCAUGUUUAUUGGAACCGGAGUAAGAUGCUGGACUUCUGCAAAUCAAAUAACAUCCUUGUCGAAGGAUAUUUUGUCUUGGGUUCCCAGAGGGAUCCUAUAUGGAGCGAUCAGAGCACCCCUGUCCUGCUUGAGGAGCCUGUGUUGGCUGAGAUCGCCAAGAAGUACAACCAAACCGCGGCUCUCGUGGCUUUACGCUACCAGUUCCAACGUGGCAUCGUGGUCCUUUCGAAGUCUAAUAUCAAAAAACAAUUGGAAGAAAACAUCAAGGUGUUCAAUUUCCACCUGUCUGAGGAAGACAUGAAAUCCAUCGACGGCCUUAAUAGAAACAUGAGCUUCUUAAAAAAGGAACCAUUUGCUGGCCACCCACACUAUCAACCACCAGGUGAUGACUAAGGACUCAACUACGUUUCCUACGUUCUCUCCAACUCUAAAGUAUUACACAACCACAACUUGUAAUACAACACUAUCUGGCUUCACCACACUGACAAUAUCAAAGACAUCUGUAUGCGUUUAAGCAGAAAUAGAAAGGUUUAUAAUUCAAUUCAAUUCCUUUUAUUACAGUCAACAGAAAAAUAAAACAUAAAAACACAUAAUAAAUAUUUAAAAUACAUUAAAUUAAAACAGAGUAUGAUUAAAAUUCUGUGCUAGAAGCAAAGGAAAAUCCUGCCUAAUGCAGCAUUGUGGUUGGUUCUUAGUUCUAAUCUGUAAAGGGAAGGAUGAAAUAAAGAUAACUUUUGUUGCUGA
Messenger RNA from Elgaria multicarinata webbii, 1427 nucleotides. Its product is annotated as aldo-keto reductase family 1 member C3-like. Gene Ontology annotation, biological process: steroid metabolic process. The transcript has 9 exons. Bases 102 to 1076 code for a protein of 324 amino acids. The record is from RefSeq and is a predicted model, not a curated record. Lineage: Eukaryota; Metazoa; Chordata; Lepidosauria; Squamata; Anguidae. Gene Ontology annotation, molecular function: steroid dehydrogenase activity; ketosteroid monooxygenase activity; aldose reductase (NADPH) activity. Gene Ontology annotation, cellular component: cytosol.